CCAUCACCUUCUUCCACCCACUACUCCUCCAUAAACAUCAAUCUUCUUCUUCUUCUUCACAAAUAACUAAAUUCUAUUAUAUCUUUAAUUUUUCCUUUUGAAAAAAAUGGCUGAGAAGACUUUUCAGUUUCCAACAUACUUCAAACUACUUCUAAUAAUCAUAACCACUUUGGGAAAAAUUGUGACGGCGGAAGAGAUUUCCGCCGUGGAAAACAUUUCCGAUAAGCUCCGUAACGACACCGAAAGUCUCUGGAAGGUUUCCAGAGACUUUGGCAACAUAGUCCACGAAGUGCCGGCAAUGGUGUUCCAUCCGGCUUCCGUGGACGACAUAGCGAACUUGAUUAAAUCGUCGUACAGUAGCCCUGUUCCGUUCGCGAUAGCCGCGAGAGGACAGGGCCACUCUACGGGUGGGCAGGCCAUGGCUCGCGACGGCGUAGUCGUGGACAUGGCCGCCCUGAGGAGGGAGAGAAAGAAGAAGGGAGUUGGAGGGAUAAGUAUUGAUGUGUAUGGGGAAUAUGUUGAUGUUGGUGGAGAACAACUUUGGAUCGAUGUGUUGAAUGAGACCGUUGAAAAUGGAGUUGCACCGAUUUCUUGGACGGAUUAUUUGUAUUUGAGUGUGGGAGGGACACUCUCCAACGCUGGGAUUAGUGGCCAAUCAUUCAGAUAUGGACCUCAAAUCUCCAAUGUUCUUGAGAUGGAUGUUGUUACUGGAAAGGGAGAUUUAAUAACAUGCUCUAAGCAAAAGAAUUCAGAGUUAUUUCACGCGGUUCUUGGAGGCUUAGGACAGUUUGGAGUUAUAACAAGAGCAAGAAUUUCUCUUCACCCAGCACCCACAAAGGUUAAGUGGAUAAGAUUGCUCUAUAGUGACUUCUCUGCUUUCACAAGAGACCAGGAACGAUUAAUCUCAAUCAAAGCGUUGGAUUAUUUGGAAGGGAAUUUGCUAAUGCACCAAGGUCCCAUAAAUAAUUGGAGAUCCUCUUUCUUCCCUCUCUCCGAUCAUCUCAGAAUUGCUACCUUAAUAACCAAACACAAAAUUCUCUAUUGCCUUGAACUCUCUAAAUAUUAUUAUCAUCACCAAUCCCAAGAAAAUGUGAACAAGGAAAUUGAAGAACUGCUAGAAGGAAUGGGGAACAUCCCUGGGUUUUAUUAUGAGAAACAUGUGUCAUAUGUUGAGUUCUUGAAUAGAGUCCGAAGUGGAGAGUUGUGGCUUCAGUCACAAGGGUUGUGGGAAGUUCCUCAUCCGUGGCUUAAUUUGUUCAUACCAAAAUCUCAAAUCAUGCAAUUUAAUUCAGGCGUUUUCAGGGGCAUCAUUUUCAAAAGAAACAUUACCACUGGACCUGUCUUGGUUUAUCCCAUGAACAGAAGCAAGUGGGAUGAUAAGAUGUCAGCAUCAAUUCCAGAUGAAGAUGUGUUCUACACGGUGGGAUUUUUGCACUCAACUGGGUUUGAUAAAUGGAAUGAAUUUGAUGCUGAAAACAAAGAAAUCUUGAAGUUUUGUAGUGAUAAUGGCAUCAAGGUGAAGCAAUAUCUUGCCCAACACAGCACACAAGAAGAAUGGAAAAACCAUUUUGGGGAUAAUAAAUGGAAGGUUUUUGUAGAAAGAAAAAAUCAAUUUGAUCCAAGAAUGAUUCUAUCACCUGGACAAAAAAUCUUCAACAAUAAUAACCUACAAUAGUAUAGUAUUAUAUUGAAAAGUAAGAAUAAAUUACCAUUUGUAUCCAUGAACGAAAGAUAUAAACACUGACAAAUAUAUCCAUAUAAUUGUAUCUACGAAAGAUAGUUUCUGUAUGCCAAGAAUACCCUAACGGACCAAUUGUGUAACCAAUGUCUGGGUACUCUUAGCACACGAAAACUAUCUUCUAUAGUUAUAAUUGUCGUUUUAUUCUGGAUACAUUUGUCAGCAUCUAUAUUUUUUACGAGUACAAAUAGUAAUUUAUUCUGAAAAGUAAAUAAUGUUUAUUAUGAUGAUGGGUACCUAAUAAAAAUUUAGUUGCCUUAAUUAAUUAGCUGGGCAUAAUAUUGUAAAUAUCUAAAAUCUAAUUAGAUCCUAUCUUUUUGUUAAAUAAAAGUGGGGCAGGGUUUGAAGUUGCA
Arachis ipaensis is the source of this 2091-nucleotide messenger RNA. Its product is annotated as cytokinin dehydrogenase 3-like. Gene Ontology annotation, biological process: cytokinin metabolic process. The record is from RefSeq and is a predicted model, not a curated record. Gene Ontology annotation, molecular function: FAD binding; cytokinin dehydrogenase activity. Lineage: Eukaryota; Viridiplantae; Streptophyta; Magnoliopsida; Fabales; Fabaceae.